AGACACGUGCUGGGGCGGGCAGGCGAGCGCCUCAGUCUGGUCGCCUGGCGGUGCCUCCGGCCCCAACGCGCCCGGGCCGCCGCGGGCCGCGCGCGCCGAUGCCCGGCUGAGUCACUGGCAGGGCAGCGCGCGUGUGGGAAGGGGCGGAGGGAGUGCGGCCGGCGGGCGGGCGGGGCGCUGGGCUCAGCCCGGCCGCAGGUGACCCGGAGGCCCUCGCCGCCCGCGGCGCCCCGAGCGCUUUGUGAGCAGAUGCGGAGCCGAGUGGAGGGCGCGAGCCAGAUGCGGGGCGACAGCUGACUUGCUGAGAGGAGGCGGGGAGGCGCGGAGCGCGCGUGUGGUCCUUGCGCCGCUGACUUCUCCACUGGUUCCUGGGCACCGAAAGAUAAACCUCUCAUAAUGAAGGCCCCCGCUGUGCUUGCACCUGGCAUCCUCGUGCUCCUGUUUACCUUGGUGCAGAGGAGCAAUGGGGAGUGUAAAGAGGCACUAGCAAAGUCCGAGAUGAAUGUGAAUAUGAAGUAUCAGCUUCCCAACUUCACCGCGGAAACACCCAUCCAGAAUGUCAUUCUACAUGAGCAUCACAUUUUCCUUGGUGCCACUAACUACAUUUAUGUUUUAAAUGAGGAAGACCUUCAGAAGGUUGCUGAGUACAAGACUGGGCCUGUGCUGGAACACCCAGAUUGUUUCCCAUGUCAGGACUGCAGCAGCAAAGCCAAUUUAUCAGGAGGUGUUUGGAAAGAUAACAUCAACAUGGCUCUAGUUGUCGACACCUACUAUGAUGAUCAACUCAUUAGCUGUGGCAGCGUCAACAGAGGGACCUGCCAGCGACAUGUCUUUCCCCACAAUCAUACUGCUGACAUACAGUCGGAGGUUCACUGCAUAUUCUCCCCACAGAUAGAAGAGCCCAGCCAGUGUCCUGACUGUGUGGUGAGCGCCCUGGGAGCCAAAGUCCUUUCAUCUGUAAAGGACCGGUUCAUCAACUUCUUUGUAGGCAAUACCAUAAAUUCUUCUUAUUUCCCAGAUCAUCCAUUGCAUUCGAUAUCAGUGAGAAGGCUAAAGGAAACGAAAGAUGGUUUUAUGUUUUUGACGGACCAGUCCUACAUUGAUGUUUUACCUGAGUUCAGAGAUUCUUACCCCAUUAAGUAUGUCCAUGCCUUUGAAAGCAACAAUUUUAUUUACUUCUUGACGGUCCAAAGGGAAACUCUAGAUGCUCAGACUUUUCACACAAGAAUAAUCAGGUUCUGUUCCAUAAACUCUGGAUUGCAUUCCUACAUGGAAAUGCCUCUGGAGUGUAUUCUCACAGAAAAGAGAAAAAAGAGAUCCACAAAGAAGGAAGUGUUUAAUAUACUUCAGGCUGCGUAUGUCAGCAAGCCUGGGGCCCAGCUUGCUAGACAAAUAGGAGCCAGCCUGAAUGAUGACAUUCUUUUCGGGGUGUUCGCACAAAGCAAGCCAGAUUCUGCCGAACCAAUGGAUCGAUCUGCCAUGUGUGCAUUCCCUAUCAAAUAUGUCAACGACUUCUUCAACAAGAUCGUCAACAAAAACAAUGUGAGAUGUCUCCAGCAUUUUUACGGACCCAAUCAUGAGCACUGCUUUAAUAGGACACUUCUGAGAAAUUCAUCAGGCUGUGAAGCGCGCCGUGAUGAAUAUCGAACAGAGUUUACCACAGCUUUGCAGCGCGUUGACUUAUUCAUGGGUCAAUUCAGCGAAGUCCUCUUAACAUCUAUAUCCACCUUCAUUAAAGGAGACCUCACCAUAGCUAAUCUUGGGACAUCAGAGGGUCGCUUCAUGCAGGUUGUGGUUUCUCGAUCAGGACCAUCAACCCCUCAUGUGAAUUUUCUCCUGGACUCCCAUCCAGUGUCUCCAGAAGUGAUUGUGGAGCAUACAUUAAACCAAAAUGGCUACACACUGGUUAUCACUGGGAAGAAGAUCACGAAGAUCCCAUUGAAUGGCUUGGGCUGCAGACAUUUCCAGUCCUGCAGUCAAUGCCUCUCUGCCCCACCCUUUGUUCAGUGUGGCUGGUGCCACGACAAAUGUGUGCGAUCGGAGGAAUGCCUGAGCGGGACAUGGACUCAACAGAUCUGUCUGCCUGCAAUCUACAAGGUUUUCCCAAAUAGUGCACCCCUUGAAGGAGGGACAAGGCUGACCAUAUGUGGCUGGGACUUUGGAUUUCGGAGGAAUAAUAAAUUUGAUUUAAAGAAAACUAGAGUUCUCCUUGGAAAUGAGAGCUGCACCUUGACUUUAAGUGAGAGCACGAUGAAUACAUUGAAAUGCACAGUUGGUCCUGCCAUGAAUAAGCAUUUCAAUAUGUCCAUAAUUAUUUCAAAUGGCCACGGGACAACACAAUACAGUACAUUCUCCUAUGUGGAUCCUGUAAUAACAAGUAUUUCGCCGAAAUACGGUCCUAUGGCUGGUGGCACUUUACUUACUUUAACUGGAAAUUACCUAAACAGUGGGAAUUCUAGACACAUUUCAAUUGGUGGAAAAACAUGUACUUUAAAAAGUGUGUCAAACAGUAUUCUUGAAUGUUAUACCCCAGCCCAAACCAUUUCAACUGAGUUUGCUGUUAAAUUGAAAAUUGACUUAGCCAACCGAGAGACAAGCAUCUUCAGUUACCGUGAAGAUCCCAUUGUCUAUGAAAUUCAUCCAACCAAAUCUUUUAUUAGUACUUGGUGGAAAGAACCUCUCAACAUUGUCAGUUUUCUAUUUUGCUUUGCCAGUGGUGGGAGCACAAUAACAGGUGUUGGGAAAAACCUGAAUUCAGUUAGUGUCCCGAGAAUGGUCAUAAAUGUGCAUGAAGCAGGAAGGAACUUUACAGUGGCAUGUCAACAUCGCUCUAAUUCAGAGAUAAUCUGUUGUACCACUCCUUCCCUGCAACAGCUGAAUCUGCAACUCCCCCUGAAAACCAAAGCCUUUUUCAUGUUAGAUGGGAUCCUUUCCAAAUACUUUGAUCUCAUUUAUGUACAUAAUCCUGUGUUUAAGCCUUUUGAAAAGCCAGUGAUGAUCUCAAUGGGCAAUGAAAAUGUACUGGAAAUUAAGGGAAAUGAUAUUGACCCUGAAGCAGUUAAAGGUGAAGUGUUAAAAGUUGGAAAUAAGAGCUGUGAGAAUAUACACUUACAUUCUGAAGCCGUUUUAUGCACGGUCCCCAAUGACCUGCUGAAAUUGAACAGCGAGCUAAAUAUAGAGUGGAAGCAAGCAAUUUCUUCAACCGUCCUUGGAAAAGUAAUAGUUCAACCAGAUCAGAAUUUCACAGGAUUGAUUGCUGGUGUUGUCUCAAUAUCAACAGCACUGUUAUUACUACUUGGGUUUUUCCUGUGGCUGAAAAAGAGAAAGCAAAUUAAAGAUCUGGGCAGUGAAUUAGUUCGCUACGAUGCAAGAGUACACACUCCUCAUUUGGAUAGGCUUGUAAGUGCCCGAAGUGUAAGCCCAACUACAGAAAUGGUUUCAAAUGAAUCUGUAGACUACCGAGCUACUUUUCCAGAAGAUCAGUUUCCUAAUUCAUCUCAGAACGGUUCAUGCCGACAAGUGCAGUAUCCUCUGACAGACAUGUCCCCCAUCCUAACUAGUGGGGACUCUGAUAUAUCCAGUCCAUUACUGCAAAAUACUGUCCACAUUGACCUCAGUGCUCUAAAUCCAGAGCUGGUCCAGGCAGUGCAGCAUGUAGUGAUUGGGCCCAGUAGCCUGAUUGUGCAUUUCAAUGAAGUCAUAGGAAGAGGGCAUUUUGGUUGUGUAUAUCAUGGGACUUUGUUGGACAAUGAUGGCAAGAAAAUUCACUGUGCUGUGAAAUCCUUGAACAGAAUCACUGACAUAGGAGAAGUUUCCCAAUUUCUGACCGAGGGAAUCAUCAUGAAAGAUUUUAGUCAUCCCAAUGUCCUCUCGCUCCUGGGAAUCUGCCUGCGAAGUGAAGGGUCUCCGCUGGUGGUCCUACCAUACAUGAAACAUGGAGAUCUUCGAAAUUUCAUUCGAAAUGAGACUCAUAAUCCAACUGUAAAAGAUCUUAUUGGCUUUGGUCUUCAAGUAGCCAAAGGCAUGAAAUAUCUUGCAAGCAAAAAGUUUGUCCACAGAGACUUGGCUGCAAGAAACUGUAUGCUGGAUGAAAAAUUCACAGUCAAGGUUGCUGAUUUUGGUCUUGCCAGAGACAUGUAUGAUAAAGAAUACUAUAGUGUACACAACAAAACAGGUGCAAAGCUGCCAGUGAAGUGGAUGGCUUUGGAAAGUCUGCAAACUCAAAAGUUUACCACCAAGUCAGAUGUGUGGUCCUUUGGCGUGCUCCUCUGGGAGCUGAUGACAAGAGGAGCCCCACCUUAUCCUGACGUAAACACCUUUGAUAUAACUGUUUACUUGUUGCAAGGGAGAAGACUCCUACAACCCGAAUACUGCCCAGACCCCUUAUAUGAAGUAAUGCUAAAAUGCUGGCACCCUAAAGCCGAAAUGCGCCCAUCCUUUUCUGAACUGGUGUCCCGGAUAUCAGCGAUCUUCUCUACUUUCAUUGGGGAGCACUAUGUCCAUGUGAACGCUACUUAUGUGAACGUAAAAUGUGUCGCUCCGUAUCCUUCUCUGUUGUCAUCAGAAGAUAACGCUGAUGAUGAGGUGGACACACGACCAGCCUCCUUCUGGGAGACAUCAUAGUGCUAGUACUAUGUCAAAGCAACAGUCCACACUUUGUCCAAUGGUUUUUUCACUGCCUGACCUUUAAAAGGCCAUCGAUAUUCUUUGCUCUUGCCAAAAUUGCACUAUUAUAGGACUUGUAUUGUUAUUUAAAUUACUGGAUUCUAAGGAAUUUCUUAUCUGACAGAGCAUCAGAACCAGAGGCUUGGUCCCACAGGCCACGGACCAAUGGCCUGCAGCCGUGACAACACUCCUGUCAUAUUGGAGUCCAAAACUUGAAUUCUGGGUUGAAUUUUUUAAAAAUCAGGUACCACUUGAUUUCAUAUGGGAAAUUGAAGCAGGAAAUAUUGAGGGCUUCUUGAUCACAGAAAACUCAGAAGAGAUAGUAAUGCUCAGGACAGGAGCGGCAGCCCCAGAACAGGCCACUCAUUUAGAAUUCUAGUGUUUCAAAACACUUUUGUGUGUUGUAUGGUCAAUAACAUUUUUCAUUACUGAUGGUGUCAUUCACCCAUUAGGUAAACAUUCCCUUUUAAAUGUUUGUUUGUUUUUUGAGACAGGAUCUCACUCUGUUGCCAGGGCUGUAGUGCAGUGGUGUGAUCAUAGCUCACUGCAACCUCCACCUCCCAGGCUCAAGCCUCCCGAAUAGCUGGGACUACAGGCGCACACCACCAUCCCCGGCUAAUUUUUGUAUUUUUUGUAGAGACGGGGUUUUGCCAUGUUGCCAAGGCUGGUUUCAAACUCCUGGACUCAAGAAAUCCACCCACCUCAGCCUCCCAAAGUGCUAGGAUUACAGGCAUGAGCCACUGCGCCCAGCCCUUAUAAAUUUUUGUAUAGACAUUCCUUUGGUUGGAAGAAUAUUUAUAGGCAAUACAGUCAAAGUUUCAAAAUAGCAUCACACAAAACAUGUUUAUAAAUGAACAGGAUGUAAUGUACAUAGAUGACAUUAAGAAAAUUUGUAUGAAAUAAUUUAGUCAUCAUGAAAUAUUUAGUUGUCAUAUAAAAACCCACUGUUUGAGAAUGAUGCUACUCUGAUCUAAUGAAUGUGAACAUGUAGAUGUUUUGUGUGUAUUUUUUUAAAUGAAAACUCAAAAUAAGACAAGUAAUUUGUUGAUAAAUAUUUUUAAAGAUAACUCAGCAUGUUUGUAAAGCAGGAUACAUUUUACUAAAAGGUUCAUUGGUUCCAAUCACAGCUCAUAGGUAGAGCAAAGAAAGGGUGGAUGGAUUGAAAAGAUUAGCCUCUGUCUCGGUGGCAGGUUCCCACCUCGCAAGCAAUUGGAAACAAAACUUUUGGGGAGUUUUAUUUUGCAUUAGGGUGUGUUUUAUGUUAAGCAAAACAUACUUUAGAAACAAAUGAAAAAGGCAAUUGAAAAUCCCAGCUAUUUCACCUAGAUGGAAUAGCCACCCUGAGCAGAACUUUGUGAUGCUUCAUUCUGUGGAAUUUUGUGCUUGCUACUGUAUAGUGCAUGUGGUGUAGGUUACUCUAACUGGUUUUGUCGACGUAAACAUUUAAAGUGUUAUAUUUUUUAUAAAAAUGUUUAUUUUUAAUGAUAUGAGAAAAAUUUUGUUAGGCCACAAAAACACUGCACUGUGAACAUUUUAGAAAAGGUAUGUCAGACUGGGAUUAAUGACAGCAUGAUUUUCAAUGACUGUAAAUUGCGAUAAGGAAAUGUACUGAUUGCCAAUACACCCCACCCUCAUUACAUCAUCAGGACUUGAAGCCAAGGGUUAACCCAGCAAGCUACAAAGAGGGUGUGUCACACUGAAACUCAAUAGUUGAGUUUGGCUGUUGUUGCAGGAAAAUGAUUAUAACUAAAAGCUCUCUGAUAGUGCAGAGACUUACCAGAAGACACAAGGAAUUGUACUGAAGAGCUAUUACAAUCCAAAUAUUGCCGUUUCAUAAAUGUAAUAAGUAAUACUAAUUCACAGAGUAUUGUAAAUGGUGGAUGACAAAAGAAAAUCUGCUCUGUGGAAAGAAAGAACUGUCUCUACCAGGGUCAAGAGCAUGAACGCAUCAAUAGAAAGAACUCGGGGAAACAUCCCAUCAACAGGACUACACACUUGUAUAUACAUUCUUGAGAACACUGCAAUGUGAAAAUCACGUUUGCUAUUUAUAAACUUGUCCUUAGAUUAAUGUGUCUGGACAGAUUGUGGGAGUAAGUGAUUCUUCUAAGAAUUAGAUACUUGUCACUGCCUAUACCUGCAGCUGAACUGAAUGGUACUUCGUAUGUUAAUAGUUGUUCUGAUAAAUCAUGCAAUUAAAGUAAAGUGAUGCAA
Homo sapiens (human) is the source of this 6876-nucleotide messenger RNA. RefSeq names its product MET proto-oncogene, receptor tyrosine kinase (gene MET). The transcript has 21 exons. The coding region runs from base 397 to 4623 and encodes 1408 amino acids. NCBI's taxonomy places the organism in Eukaryota, Metazoa, Chordata, Mammalia, Primates, Hominidae. Gene Ontology annotation, molecular function: semaphorin receptor activity; ATP binding; protein tyrosine kinase activity. The record is from RefSeq and is marked reviewed. Gene Ontology annotation, cellular component: membrane; extracellular region; postsynapse. Gene Ontology annotation, biological process: hepatocyte growth factor receptor signaling pathway; animal gross anatomical part developmental process; semaphorin-plexin signaling pathway.